Molecule: messenger RNA, 759 nt
Organism: Apis laboriosa (Himalayan honeybee)
Lineage: Eukaryota; Metazoa; Arthropoda; Insecta; Hymenoptera; Apidae
Product: protein DPCD
Exons: 4
Coding region: 37-642 (201 amino acids)
Source: RefSeq, a predicted model, not a curated record
GAAUUAGUUGCUAAGAAACUAAUAAAGUAUUUAUCCAUGGCGCCUGAAGAAUGGUUGAAUUUUAUUCAAAAUGCUACGAAAACGGCAAUAAUUCAAGACGGAAAAAGAAAAGUUCAUUUUUUAAUGGAAGAUGGUAGAGAAAUGGUAGAAGAAUAUCAUUUGGAAACUAAUGUGUUAAUACGAAGAGCAUGGAAAGAAAAAGGUAAACUUGGUCAAGAUAUAGGUUGGAAUGUUGAAAUUGGAGAUCCUGAACCCAAACAAAACAAUAUUGAUAUUUGUGGAAUUCAAGAAAGUUCAAGUGCUCCAUUUAUUACAAGAAGAGUUACAAAGACUUCACUUGAAUGGCGAAUAAGAAAUUUGCCAUAUCCGCAAAAUGUAUAUUCUGUAACUGCAGAAGAUGAUGGAACGAUAACUAUUCGUACUACAAAUAAAAAAUAUUUUAAGAAGAUAAGAAUUCCAGAUUUAGAACGUGCUGGAUUAAAACCAGAACAGAAUAGAAUAACUUUUACACAUCAAUACAGUACACUAAUUAUUACGUAUAAGAAACCUCCUGCACUUCUGGAAUUAGAAAGAAAGGUGUUGAACGAAAUAUUACAAUUAAAAGCAAAAAAAGAUGGUGACAUACAGUGUCCAACAAGUUAAUAAAAUUUUUCUUUGUAAAAACUUUUUCCUUUUUUGCUUGCCCACAGUCAUAUCAUAGUUAUAUUUAUAAAAUGAUUAUCAUAAAAUGAAUAAUAUUUCUCAUUAAUAUCAUGUAAG